Xylaria bambusicola is the source of this 874-nucleotide messenger RNA. RefSeq lists its product as uncharacterized. The transcript has a single exon. The record is from RefSeq and is a predicted model, not a curated record. Bases 475 to 705 code for a protein of 76 amino acids. NCBI's taxonomy places the organism in Eukaryota, Fungi, Ascomycota, Sordariomycetes, Xylariales, Xylariaceae.
UGCAAUCCAUCAUAGUGACCGACGACAUCUCAUCUCUCUGGCUACCACUUAGCAUAGAUGCCAUCACCACCAUCAACACUCGACCCCGACCGCGACUCGCAAAGUUCAUAGGCAGUCUAGAGUAACAGCGUCCUGUUAACGAACCCCUACCGGAUAUUCGCAAUCGACAUUAGGCACCUAUCUCGCUGCGUUCUCGUAAUCAGGACAUUGCAUGAUUAUGCAUAGAUUGGACCAAUUUAUGUGCCAAGCCGCAUAUUGACGGCCCCAAUACCUGCCUUACCGUAGAUCUAACUGUGUACAGGCUCGCUUUUGCCUUGCCGCCAUCCCACCAAAUCCAACGCUCGCAGCCCCUAUUUCGCGCCGCACCCUUCACGGCUUUCCUUAGCCCUUCGUGCUCUUGUACGGCCUUCAUAGCUCUUCAAGCAUUGGGGUCGGCUUGUGUGUUGCUUGAGCGUUGCCUAAUCACGCCCAUACAUGUACAGAAACUCUACAUGUAUUUUCUACAUACUAGCCGCACUCUCGAGAAACAGUGUUUCACUGAUGCAUGCGUCACUAGGUCGAGUAUCACCGCUGCAAAACUUUGAAUCGGAAGAGCAAAGACACACAAAUGAUACAGAGGGACCGUUCCCCCACCCUCUCUCUCAAUCUCUCUCCGUGUGUGUGUGUGUGUGUUGGUUUGUUGUAAACAUACACAUAAAAAGGUAAAUUACGAUCAUAAAGGACACGAAAUGCCUAGAUUGGUGAUAACAUCCGGCGCAUGGAUCAAUCCCUCCCGUCGUUUAAUGAGAAUGAUACUGGUUACCACCACGGUCUGUACGGUAGAGACGGUGAGAAGGGUGUGAGCAAAUAGGUCGCAUGAAGAGAAUAAGAAAAA